GUUGAUCUUUGUCUUCCUCCCCGCGAUCUUGAUUUGGUUGCUCGCGGGAACAAAGGCAGGAUAGGAUGGCCGCCGCAGCCGGACCUCUGCGGCAAGGCGUCUCCUUGCGCGUCGGCGGCGGGGACCGCGAGGCGCCGGCGGCGCCGGACUGGGCGUCGCUGCACGUCGACCUGACGCAGCUCAUCGCGGCGCGGGUGCUCGCCACGGGGGGUUUCGUAGACUACGUCCGCUUCCGCGCGGUCUGCCCCCACUGGCGCGCCGCCGCCGCCUCCCCGCGCGGCCGCGCCCUGCUGGACCCGCGCUUCCACCCGCGCCGCUGGAUGCUCUUCCCGGAGGGCUUCGGCCGGUUCCCGGGCCACCGCGCGGACGGCGGCCACGCCCGCUUCUUCGACCUCUCCGCCGCCGGCGCCUUCGUCCGCGUCCCCCUCCCGGAGCUCAAGAACCACUGCGUCCUCGACUCCCCCGACGGCCUCCUCCUCCUGCAGCGCGACGGGGACAGCGCCGUCCGCCUGCUCCACCCCUUCACCCGCGACGUCGCCGAGUUCCCAGACAUGAACUGCCUUGCCUAUCAGCUGCACCAACUGGAGUACGAGCUCACCGUCGGUCCCCUGUAUAAUUUCAAGAACUGGUUCUACAGUACCUCGCGAUACUUGCAUCAAGCCCGCAAGCUUUGUGCUGCCGUCAAUAUCACAGCCACGGGGGCCAUCACCGUGAUGCUAGCGCUUCAUAGCAUUGGGCGUGUGGCAUUUGCGACGGCUGGUGAUGCUGAAUGGACUAUCAGCAGCUGGAAGAUGAACCAACUGGACAGGGCGCUGCCGUACCAGGGAAAGCUAUAUGUGGUGACUUGGGAAGAUGGGCUGACACAUGUCUCGCUGAUCGAUCCGCCGCCACCAGUACCACGGUGCGAGGGAGAGGAAUUACCAUCUGUGUCAGCACUGCCUUCUCCAAAGACAAUUGUGACAUGUUCAAGCGACGAAAUCCACCUACCUUCAUUGGUUGAAUUGGACUCAGAGAUCCUGCUUGUUGGCUACAAUGACAGCUCCUUUUCACAUAUAUUGGUUCUCAAGCUUGCUGAUCUUGUGUUGGGUAGGACUAUGCCUGUGACAAGCAUCGAUAAUCAUGUCCUCUUUGCUGGUGCACGGAGCCUGUGUGUCUCAUCCAGUUGGCUGCCUUCCAUUGGUGGCUCCGUUGUAUGCUUCCAUGCUGGAGAGAACUAUCUUGCACAAUACAAUCUCAGUACUGGCACCUGGUCACCGGCCUGCGAUGCACAUCUCAUGCUUAGCCCUCCACCGCGUCCCUGUAGCCUCAUACAUCACAUGUAUACCUGUUGCGAUAGGCAAUUCUGGAACAAAGGUUUGAUGUUUUGCUUCAAGGCAGAACCUGAAUGGUGGGUGAUGCGGAGCUCGAGAUAUGGGGCCUGAAGACCCUUUUGCCGCCAAGAUGGUCCAUAUAACUUCAGUUGCAUCAAGCAGAACGAUAAUCCUUUUGGGCGCGUUUCUCCGGUGAAUCUACUGCUCUUUAUGCAGCUGCACCCCCCUGUUGUUGCUCUCUGAUGAACUCACAGCAAUGUCUCCUUAAUUGUAACCGUGAGGCUUGAGAUGUUUCUUAGUAAACCAGUGACCACUAAUAGGUGGCCAUCUGCUUAAUCUCCCAAGAUCUUUCGCAGUUCCUUUCUGUCCUUAAAGCAAAUGAUUUGUGGAGCUUCUGCUCUCUUGAUGAAGAUGAUGAUCACUGCGAAUGUUGCGGCUUUUCUUCU
Messenger RNA from Panicum hallii, 1756 nucleotides. RefSeq lists its product as uncharacterized. The transcript is spliced from 3 exons. The record is from RefSeq and is a predicted model, not a curated record. NCBI's taxonomy places the organism in Eukaryota, Viridiplantae, Streptophyta, Magnoliopsida, Poales, Poaceae. The coding region runs from base 66 to 1421 and encodes 451 amino acids.